UGCAUGACGCAGCGAGUUUUUCCUCUGGCGGCGCCUGGCGGGGGUGAGGUCGGGGCUCGGGCCUGUGACGCGUGACGCACAGGUACGUGAGGGGCUGGGGAGCCCGGCGGUCACGUGGGGCGGGCGCCGCCGCUGCCGUUGCUGCUGGUGCCAGGAGCCGCGGGUCCCGUGCGGUUGUGCGGCCGCUUCCCCCCCCCCCUUUCCCCCGCUUCCCCUCCUCCCUGCUUCCUCCUCCCCACGCCGCAUGUCGCUGGCGGCGCGCCCCGCUCCCCCUCAGCCGACCGCCGACCGUCGUCGCCACUACCACCGCCACCACCGCCGCGACCUUAGCCGCCGCCCUUGAUGUGGUUCGGGGCCGGGCGGGGAGAAAAUGCCGCCGUCCAAGUCCCGCAAGAUCGCGAUCCUGGGCUACCGGAGUGUGGGAAAAUCUUCACUGACGAUUCAGUUUGUGGAAGGACAGUUUGUUGAUUCAUAUGAUCCCACCAUAGAAAACACUUUUACAAAGCUGAUCACAGUAAAUGGACAAGAAUAUCAUCUGCAGCUGGUUGACACUGCUGGCCAAGAUGAAUACUCCAUAUUUCCUCAGACCUACUCCAUAGACAUCAAUGGCUACAUUCUUGUUUAUUCAGUAACGUCAAUAAAAAGUUUUGAAGUGAUAAAAGUUAUCCAUGGCAAGUUAUUGGAUAUGGUGGGAAAAGUCCAAAUACCCAUUAUGCUGGUUGGAAAUAAAAAAGACCUGCAUAUGGAACGGGUGAUCAGCUAUGAAGAAGGGAAAGCUUUAGCAGAAUCCUGGAAUGCAGCUUUCUUGGAAUCUUCUGCUAAAGAAAAUCAGACUGCCGUUGAUGUUUUUAAGAGGAUAAUUUUGGAGGCAGAAAAAAUCGAUGGGGCAGCUUCACAAGGGAAGUCUUCAUGCUCAGUAAUGUAAUUUCCACUGCAAAACCUGAAAACACUGGGAAUACAUUCUACCUGAAGAAGCAAAACUGCCCAUUAUCUUUAAGGAUAAACUAUGCUUCUUUUAUUUUUAUUUUUUUCUUCUGUUAACCUGAAAGAUAAACAGUUGGUUUGGAGCCUUUCCCUUCAGAUUAUGUUAAACUCUGACUCCUGUGCAAAUGGCUUCACUUCCAUUUUCAAAUUUUAAGCAAUCAUAUUUUCAAUUUAUAUAUUGUAUUUCUUAAUAUUAUGACCAAGAAUUUUACUGGCAUUAAUUUUUCAGUGUAGUUUGUUGGUUAGAAUAAUCAUCAAAAUGAUGCAUAUUGUUACACUACUAUUAACUAGGCUUGGAUAUCAGUGUUUCUUUGUGUUAAAUGUAUACUUGUAAAUAAAAUAGCUGCAAACCUUAA
Calypte anna (Anna's hummingbird) is the source of this 1340-nucleotide messenger RNA. It is a transcript of the gene RHEB, whose product is annotated as Ras homolog, mTORC1 binding. Gene Ontology annotation, biological process: small GTPase-mediated signal transduction. The transcript has 8 exons. The coding region runs from base 371 to 925 and encodes 184 amino acids. The record is from RefSeq and is a predicted model, not a curated record. Gene Ontology annotation, molecular function: GTP binding; GTPase activity; GDP binding. Gene Ontology annotation, cellular component: plasma membrane. NCBI's taxonomy places the organism in Eukaryota, Metazoa, Chordata, Aves, Apodiformes, Trochilidae.